This is a messenger RNA of Menidia menidia (Atlantic silverside), 3278 nucleotides long. The record is from the annotation of a GenBank genome assembly. NCBI's taxonomy places the organism in Eukaryota, Metazoa, Chordata, Actinopteri, Atheriniformes, Atherinopsidae.
UGUUUUUUUGUUUGGGGUUUUUUUUCUGCUCGGAAAAACACGCAUGAGUCUCCGGCAUGUCUGCGUUAAGAGUUGUGGUCUGCCGAACGCUUUGCAGCUUCAGUAAACAACGGCUGAGAAUGACCAUCCCCCGCGGGUCAGAAGUGCUGGCCAGAGGCUUCUCUCAGGCUGGAAACUGCAGGAACACGCUGAGGUGGGACCUUUCUCCAGACGAGAUCAAGUCCAUGACCAACAGCCUGAUUGCCAGAGUAAAAAAAGUCUACGACGAGAUCGGAUCUCUAAACGUGGAGAACGUCUCAGUCGAGAACACGCUGGAAGCCUUGGCUGGUGCCAAGCUGGACUACACAUCAUCACGGCAUGUUCUGGACUUCCCUCAGUACGUUUGUCCCAACAAAGAGGUUCGAUCCGCGAGCACAGAGGCGGACAAGAAACUGUCGGAGUUUGACGUGGAGAUCAGCAUGCGGCAGGACGUGUUCAAGCGCAUCACUGCCUUACAGAUCAAACUUCAAGACAGCCUUUCAUCUGAGGAGAAGAGAUUCUUAGACAGACUUGUUACGCUGGGCCAGAGGAAAGGACUGCACCUGUCUGCUGAUAUCCAGGAGGUAGGUGAAGUCAAAAGAACCUCCAAGCUCAUCAGUGAACUCUCCAUAGAGUUCAACAAGAAUCUGAAUGAGGACAACACAUUCCUUGUUUUUUCUGAGCACGAAUUGGGCGGGCUGGCUGACAGCUAUCUGAACGGGCUGGAAAAGACAGACGAGGGUCGGUAUAAAGUGACACUCGAAUAUCCUCAUUAUUACCCACUGAUGAAGAGGUGUCACAAUCCUGAAACGAGGAGGAAGAUGGAAGCAGCUUUUCACAGCAGGUGUAAAGAGGUGAACACCGUGAUCCUUGAACAGCUGAUCCGACUCAGGGCAAAGGUCGCAGCCCUGCUUGGUUACAGUAGCCAUGCAAACUAUGUGCUCGAGAUCAACAUGGCCAAAAAUGCGAGCAAUGUGUCUGACUUUAUAGAUGCAUUCUAUGACAGACUGAAGCCGAUUGGAAUCAAGGAGAGGAAAUAUAUCCUUGCAUUGAAGAAGAGGGAGUGCUUAAUGAAAGGCCUCCCAUUUGAUGGGCAGAUCAAUGCCUGGGACCUGCCCUACUACAUGAAUCAAGUGGAGCAGUGCAAGUUUGCCGUGAACAAGGACAAACUGAUCGAGUAUUUUCCUCUGGAGGUGGUGACAGAGGGACUGCUUGGUAUCUACCAGGAGCUUCUGGGGCUCACCUUUACCGAAGUGGAACACGCUCACGUGUGGCAUGAACAUGUCAAGCUGUAUUCAGCCCAUGACACAGAGACGGGGGAGGAGAUUGGGCAGUUUUACAUGGACUUGCAUCCAAGGGAAGGGAAAUAUGGCCACGCAGCUUGCUUUGGGCUCCUGCCCGGCUGCAGGGGACCUGAUGGAAAACGCAGGCUUCCUGUGGCGGCCAUGGUGGCUAACUUCACCAAGCCAAGAAAGGGCUUUCCCUCCCUCCUGCAGCACCAUGAAGUGGAGACGUAUUUUCACGAAUUCGGUCACGUCAUGCACGAGCUCUGUUCCAGGACCACUUUUUCAGAAUUCAGUGGAACUCUAGUGGAGACAGACUUUGUAGAAGUGCCAUCCCAGAUGCUGGAAAACUGGGUUUGGGAAAAGGAGCCUCUCAGAAGAAUGUCUCGUCACUACAAGGAUGGAACGCCAAUCCCAGACGACCUGCUUGAUAAACUAAUUGCCUCCAGAGUAGCGAACACUGGUAUGAUGAACCUGCGCCAGGUCGUCCUCAGUAAAGUGGACCAGUCGUUUCACUCCAGCUCUGGGUCAGACACCACCCAAGUGUUUGCAAAGCACUGCCAGGACAUUUUGGGGGUCCCUGCCACACCAGGCACCAAUAUGACCGCGGGUUUCGGUCACUUGGCUGGAGGAUAUGAUGGCCAGUACUACAGCUAUCUGUGGAGUGAGGUCUACUCGAUGGACAUUUUCUUCAGUCGAUUUAAAAAGGAAGGCAUUAUGAAUCCAAAGGUUGGAAAAGAAUACAGGAGGGUGAUACUGGAGGCCGGUGGCUCCCUGGAUGGAAUGGACAUGCUGAAAACCUUCCUGGGCCGUGAACCACAUCACGAAGCCUUCUUUCAGUGCAAAGGACUAAAUAAGUCACAGGAAACACUGCCAUCGUAGUUCUGUUUACAAUUUCUGAAACAUCUGGAGAUGCAAACUAAAAUGUAAACUAAAAAAAGUUCCACAAGAGGCAUAUAAUCUAUUCAGGCCUUCAGUAAAGAUAAUACAUGUGAAUAGUUUGUGGAUUUGUCAUCAAAUUUCAGCGACAACUUUGUGCAGAAGGGUCAAGACUGAAAGCCAACCAACGUUUACGCUAAGAUGUGAUGGUCUGCAGCACCAAAACUACAAAUGUUUUAAAGCUUUGCUGAAAUAAGGGACUUUGGUAUCCAGCUAUAUCACGUGUGUGCCAUAUCUGCAUAAGUUAGAAAAAUCUAAAGUCUAACCGUGUAACAGAAGUUAUAUUGUAAAGAGAGAAAACAAGGCACAGUUUAACACAUCACUGCCUCAGGCUGAUCAGACUGUGUUAUUUAUCCACACAGAUCCUGGUUAGCAUGACUGUACAAAUAUGGAUAAACAAAGUAUGCCUAGUGACAUGACAGUGUCAUGGAAAAUCAUCAGUGUAACAGCAGCUUAGUGUAAACAAAACCACUGUUAAAAAUAAAGCUGUUUGCUGUGACAAAGGCAGAUAUUGUGGAUGCCCAACUGAUGGAACUGAGCCCCUGUUGUCCACAUUAGUUUAACCCUAGACUUUCCUGUUAUCACAAUUAAAAAUGCUGUCAUAAAAGUAGGCAUUAGUAGGAAAGUAGUAGCUCCAUACCAAAACCCUGAUGUUGGAAAAGCUGAGUGGCAUUCAAGCAUCAUUAACUUAAUUAUUUACACUAAAUUCCUCAACCUUUUGAGCAACGCUACUUUGUUUUGCAACUUUCUACUUUGUGUAUGAGAGUAUGUUAUCAGUGCAUCACAGAUAGGAAAUUAUUUGAAAAACACUGACAGAGUUGAAGACAGUGAAAGCAGCAGCUGUACUUGAAGUACCUGGUACAAAAGGCACAGUUCUGAUCUUACAUGAAUCACCAGGUAAACCUUUUACCUGUUUUUUUGUUUCUUUAAAGGGGCCUUUUCUCAGAAUAAAGAGAACAAAUUGAGUAAAUACACAACAACACACACACAUAAAUAUAUAUAUAUAUAUAGUCAUUCAUACAAAUGUAAUUUGAUUGC